Messenger RNA from Chara braunii, 2506 nucleotides. The record is from the annotation of a GenBank genome assembly. NCBI's taxonomy places the organism in Eukaryota, Viridiplantae, Streptophyta, Charophyceae, Charales, Characeae.
GUGUGUGGGCCUAUCUAUCUAUUUAUCUAUCUAGGCGGGGCGGCAAAUUAUGAACUUCAGAAAUUAUUGGAGCAAGAGAAACAGAAGGCCAUGCUGAAUGAGCUAGUGGCGAAGCUGACAGACGUGUGUUGGGAUAAGUGCAUCUCGACUCCCGGCAGCAAGCUCUCCUCCGGCGAAGUGUCUUGUCUGACCAAUUGCGCGCAGAGAUUUCUCGAGACCAGUUCCCUCAUCGUGCGCAGAUUUCAGAGUAUACAGCGUUAGGCGCAGCUCAGCUCAACGAGGCCAUCCAUGGAUGGCAUGGAUUGAUGGAUUGAUGGAUUGAUGGAUUGAUGCAUUGCUUAAUUGAUAUAUGAUGGGAUGGAUGAGUUCUCUGGAUUGAUGGAUCGAUGGAUUGAUGCAUUGCUUAAUUGAUAUAUGAUUGGAUGGACGAGUUCUCUAACGAAGCACGGCUGAACGAUUUGAUGAAUGCCCCAUGUAAUUGAUCGGGUGCAGAAGAGGAAGGCAUGUCAAAUAUUGUUUAAGGUAAGGGGGAAGGGGGAAGGAGGUGACGUUGCCUUGCUUUUGUGAUGAACGAGUGAUGAAGAUAUGUGUUUGAAGAGAAGCAGAGCCUGACGGGGUGGGGACAAGGGGAAGCUAACGUUAACAUCCCCCGAACAUAACGUUAGCCCCCCUUUUUGAGGGAGGAAGAGGAAGAAAGAGCCAUAACGAUAGCCCCUUUUUUGUGGGAGGAAGAGGAAGAAAGAGCCAAGGGAGGAAGAGCAAACGCGCCAUCAAAGAGACGGUGUGUGUGGGAUCCAGCAGCAACGUACUUUCGCUUUCUUCCUCACUCCCUCAAUCGUGUGGACUUGAGUGUUCAAUGCAGUGAAUGUUCAUCGAGUCUUCUAUGAGUAUUCUCCCUGGGCCUCUGAUCUGAUCUUUGGCUGCAUUUGCCAAACCUUGGGAUGGUGCGCGGCUGUGGUCACAGUGCCCAACAAAACUCUUCUUUUUUUUUUUCUUUUUCUUUCCUGAAUCCACAUAUGACACAAGAUUGGAUCCUGGUCAUGGGUUCAAAUCCCAAUCCCAAUUCCACUGGGGUGUAAUUUGGAUGGCGCGACUAUGCGGAGGGACUGCUUCUUCUCACGGCGAGCUACUCUCGCCUGGUCUCGUGUUCUGCGAACGAAUUGACCAGCGAGAAAAUAAUAUAAAGAAUUUUUUUGGGAUAUUUUAUUAUUUUCUCGCUGGGCAUGGGGACAAACUUUGCUUCUGUUUGUGAACGUGCGAAGCGAAAAAACAAAUUCAGCAGGAGUAGUUGCAAAGCAGGCGUUGGGUUACCCCCCCCCCCCGAAAAAAAAAGAAAAAAGAAAAAGUUGCCCCGGCUUCAGCCAAUCCUCAGAAUUUUUUUCUGCAUGCAGCUCAAGCAUGACCAGGGUUUCGGUAUUCUCUCCAUGAAACACGUCCAGAUUCAGUCUCCUUAAUGUAGUCUGCAGCCUCCGGUCUGUGCGGGCAUGUCUUUUAAGCAACUGCCGAUUUCAUCUUGGAGCCAGUACUCUUUCCAGCGAAGACAGGCUCUGCCUUUAUGGCGGGAUUGGCAGGGACAGAGAUAGAUACCCUCAUUUUUGUUCCCACUGUGGCUGUGGCUGUGGCAAUGACGGGCUCAUCCCCAGGAGGAAGUGAGAAGAAGAUGGUGGCUGGCACAACAGCCAAUAUCGCGCAGGAUGCCACCGGGGCUGUUGUUUCUGACAUAGAUGAGGACACAGGGAGCGCAGUCAUACCAGUUCCCGACACAGUUGUGAUCUUCGACUUUGACUGGACAAUGAUCGAUGGCAACAGUGAUACAUUUGUUGUGAAACAGCUUGGGGCUAAGGAUGUGCUGGAGGAGAGGGAUAAGUUUGGGUGGACACAGCUUAUGGACAUGGCAAUGAAGGUUUUACGUGCGCGGGGAAAGACAAUAGAGGACAUUCGAACCUGUCUGAGAAGGAUUGAAGUAAAGCCAGCCAUGUCUCGUUCUAUUCGAAAAAUGGCGGCAACACCAGGGUUUGAGAUCCACAUUGUCAGCGAUGCCAACUCCAUGUUUAUCUCAUGUGUAUUGGAGGCCGCUGGGCUGAGCGAUUGCAUAUCAGCAGUGCAUACAAAUCCAGCACACGUGGAUGAAGCGGGAGUCCUAAGGGUGGAGCCAUAUCAGCCUGUGGACAAUCCCCACAGCUGUAGCAUCUGCCCUUCCAAUAUGUGUAAGGGGCUGAUUGUUGCAGGCAUUCGCGAAAACAGAUGUGCGAAGGAUGGCCGGAUUAUUUACCUAGGGGAUGGCAAAGGAGACCUAUGCCCAUGCUUGAGGCUCCAUGAAGGUGAUGCAAUAUUCGCACGAAAGGGGAAAUUUCCCCUCCUUCAACUACUGCGGGAGGAGGAGGGACGUGGUGGCUUGAAGGCAAAGCUGAUAUCCUGGGCGUCGGCGGAUGAUGUAGAGUUAGGGCUAGGCUUGCUUCUUGGCUGGGAUAAGUAGGCAAUUAAGAAAGGGAAGGAGGAGGGGGGG